UAACGCAGAAACUUAAUGUGCGUCAUAAAAUACAAUAUCGGUAACAAACUACCAAACAUUCUGUUUAUUUUCUUCAGUUUAGUGAAAUCAAACAUGCAUAUUGCACAUGCUAGAAUCCUUUUGACCUAAUAUAGCUUGACGGCUGUCUACUGCGUUCAAUUUUAGAACAUAUUAACUAAAAUCAAAAGUUAAUUUGAUAGAGGUGUUUUCAGCGAGUAACUAUCGUGUACACGUCAUACCUUUAAUCAGCUGGAUUCGAGGUGAAUUAAUAGUUUUUGACGAUUGAUUUUUCGGCCUACUAUUGUGUCAUUUGGGUUUUUUAUGAUUUAUAAAGGGACACACGCACAAUCGUGAACGGUGACCCAACUAGGUACCAGGCGAGUGGUAGUGCUGAAUAUUCGCAAGGUUGCUUAUACGAAUGAAGGCUCCAAGUGCGUGCCCUCGUUUAUGUAGGGUUAUUUCUUAGCAAUACAUUCUCGUUGGAAAUCUAUACACAUAUUGUAAUAAUAAAAUCGGGUCUAUUGUUUUCAUUCGUUAAAAAUAUGCCUAGAAUAUACCAUAGCAGGUUAACCUAGUUAUUAAGACAACCCCAGAUAGGUACAUGUUUUUUUCAUGUUAUUUCGUUUGACAUGCGAAUCGAUAAAUUCCAUUGGACCUUUAUGAUGCACGCACUAUUUUGUUACUACGCACUAGGCGGUUUUGUUUAGUGUUCGAUUUGCUCACCGACUUGUAAGUAGUUAGUAGGGCUACCGGUAUUUGGCUCUUGGUGUUAUUUAUUUAAUUUGUUUUCUAGUUGUUUAGUACUUCAAAUCGUAUCAGUAAUUAAUAUGACAUAACGAAAUAAAUUGUCAUGUUUUAAAAAUAUUUUCCGAGCACAAUUAACAAUAUUCUGUAGUGUGUUGCGUGUGCGUGAUACUAGAUCAUUUGUAGAAUUCAAACGUACGUGGAACCGAAGAUGGACACUGAAGAUACGAUUAGCAAUCGCGAAAUGAUAUCUACACUGAAAAGCGAAUUGGCCGCAUUGCAGUUCAAAAGAGACCGUCUUAUAUCCGAGCUGCAAGAUACCAGAGGUCAGUUGCGGUCAAGAGAUCAAAGAACAUUCGAACUUGAAGCCGAGACGGAAAUGCUUAAAGAACAACAAGUCAGGCAAAACUCUAUAAUAGCAAGUUUAAGGACCAGGAUAAAGGAACUAGAAGAACAAGAGAGAUCAUUAACUACAUCAUUAGGUAGAGCGGAACUAUCUUCAGAGUCGUUGGCCAGGGAAACCCGUCACCAAGCUGAAAAAUGCGCUGAAUUGGAACGUAAAAUAGAUUUGCUUGAAUUGAACUGUACUCAAGCCGAAAACGCUAGAGAUUCGGCCAAAAGAUCUAUGGCGGAAUUUGUGAGUAGAGCAUCGAUGGCCAUAGGUUAUGAAUCCUUGACUUCCGACUCACCAUCGGCUGUAGACGUCGUUCUAUCUAAGGCAUCUGAAAUGCACCAGGAAUUGACAAGACUUCGGCGAAAAAAUAUCAACGCUAACGAAAACUUGAGCUCCGUCGAAAUGGAAUUAAGACAGUGUCGAGAUCAUUUGGAAAGAGCAUUAGCGGACAAGGAAAACCUUCAAAGACAAGCGGCUGGUCACAUACUCGAGAUUGAUAAGUUAAAACAAGAAAAAGAACAUUUAGAAAUGCAACAAAGGGUAAUGGAACGAGAAUUAUCCGAUCUCAGAGAGAAACUUGCCGCCACCAACAGGAGCUUGGGAGUCACGUCGAAUAGCUUAGCUAGCCAGGAAGCCACCAUUUCUACUCUUCGCAAUGACCUGAGAGGAAAUGAUGAAAAAUGUCAAAGACUGCAAACUGACAUGCACAAUUUCCUCGAAUCCUUAGCUGUGUGUUUGACUUCAGCAGACGGAUAUGUUCAAUCGACCGAGAGUGCGGUAAAGGAUGCGGUGAAAAGACUCGUUACCGAGUUAGCCACAAAAAACACAUUACACGAAGAAUCCAAGGACAGGAUAAUCAAAUUGACGGACCGCGUCGAACGUUUGCAAAUAGACCAAGACAAAGUGGCGCUAGACAACCGAGUAUUAGCCGAUGAGAAACGCAACCUAGAGGCACGCCUAAACAACGUCGAGAGCGAACUUAAUGUAUGCGAGAUGACCAAAGAACACUUACGUAACGACAAAACCAUUUUUGUUACUUUUCUCGACAAAUUAUCAAGAGCGAUGCACAUGGACCAAAUAGCUAAAGACGUUGGAGUAGAUCUUCACACCGAAUCGCUGUUGUUGAGAGCCGAACAACUGGCUAAACUUGAGUAUGACAAAAACAUCGAUAAGUUACUGCUCGGUUAUCCUUAUACAACGUCAUUAGCCAGGCAACGUUUAUAUAGCGAUUUACCUUACAGAGAAAGCGCCCUCGUGUACCAGCUGCAAAGAAGAGUACGUACGUUGAGAGAUCAACUACAAAGGCGCGAUCUUCAUCUUGAUUUGUUGCGACGGAAAAUUAACGUGCAAGAUGAGAGCACGAAAAUGCGUACCCUAAUGCAAACCGAAAGAGACGAGGCCAAUCUACGAGCAAAAAAGUUGCAAAAGCAAUUAGACAAAACGCAGUUACAGUUGGCUGAAUGCAAAGGUCAGAUUAGAGACCUAAAACUACAGCUCUCGGAUGCCGGCGACUGCAAGUUGACUUCACUGGAAAGAGCAAAGAAAAUCGAAGACCUCGAAAAGCGUUUGGUCGAAUCCGAAAUGUUACGCAUGCGUUUUUCACGAAAAGUAACUGUCCUAAAGGAACAGCUGAAAUCUUGUACGGAAUCGCAGGAACAAGAGAAAACUCUUAACGAUCACAGCAUGCGGAUCCUACACGAUGAUCUGGCGUCAAUCAAAUUCCAGCUUAGCGAAGUCAAACGUCGAGAAUGUUCUCUUGAAGACUUCCGCCGGGCUGUGCUCGGCCUGUUGGCGCUGGAUUCUUCUUCAACGGAUUAUGAAAUAACGUCAAAGAUUUCUAAACUAGUGGCCGCCCACAGAGAGUUUUCUAUUUUGUCCAAGAGAUAUGACGACCCGUUGCCGACCUAUGCUCAUAACGCGCCAUCCGAGUCGUCAGACCCGACGGUGGACGACUUUGAAAUCUUGAACAACGCGUACAACAAAAGACCGUUAAGAAAGACUUGAAAGCCCUAAAAAUCCUAGACGAAGGACUAACUCCAUUCUCUCGUCCUAGAUCAUAUCGUCUCUAACCUAUCGCAUAUUUUUUAUUCACCUCAACUCGCCAUUAGUUAUAUCGCGGUUGGCUACUAAAGGUGUAAUGUAUGAAGCUCAUGAGUAUUUUUAGGUAUCGCAUAGGUUAUAGCAGUUGAAACCUCGUUAUACAGACUGUAUUACCGUUUAAGACAUUUCCAUUGUAUGCUAAUAAGUAUAUCCUAUAGAAACUACCGCUAAAGGUGAAACACGUUCUUCUAUCCUUUAUUCGUGGAAACUAUAUUAUUAAUAAUGGUAUUUAUAAAUUAUUUAAGUAUUAAAUUUAAUAAGUACGUUAACGUUUCAAAAUUUAACACGGGAUAACGUUUUAUACAAACAAAUAGGUGUAAUUCGGGAGAAAGUCAAAUACUAAGGUUAGGGCAAGUAGUGUAACAAUUUAAAGCCAAUAAUAAUACAAUGUACUCUUUGCCAAAAACCUGAUACAAUAGUUUUUGUCAUUAACAAGUUACACAUUAGAGCGGUUGUAAUGGUUGAUUAGUUAGCUUUAUUUUAAUAUAUUCAUGCGACUAAUAAAUAUAACUCAUUAUACUUAUUAGUUGUCUUAAAAACUUUAAAUUAACUUUUUAAGCCGUUCGUGUCUGACGGUUGACCUUGUAAUACUAUAUAAAACAUAAGAUAUUAGCUUGCCAGACCUAAUCUAUAACAACUGUAAUUGUUAUGUGACAUGCACAACAAGGUACAGUUAAAUGUAUUUAAGUUGAUUUCGUAUCUUAAUGUCACCAACGAUGGGAAUAUCCGAAUUUUAAGCUUCUUAAUUUGACGGAUUAUCCGGGUUUUUUCUAAUUAAUUUUUUUAUCCAAAUUAAUAAAAAAACUACUAUUUUAAAUAAAUGUCAUAAACCUAGAUAGGUAAUAGAUGUAUAGUGUAUAUAAGUUUUUAAACAAAUAUUUUAUUAUUUAGCCUUAUUUAUAAAAGGAAAAAUUCAGAUAAUCUGAUAUAUCAAUAUUUCCCAAAAACCAAACGCUUAUUUAUUAUUUUCCUUUGCAAAUCUCAUAAAAAUUUAGUAA
This is a messenger RNA of Adelges cooleyi (spruce gall adelgid), 4236 nucleotides long. RefSeq names its product coiled-coil domain-containing protein 170. The transcript has 15 exons. Bases 956 to 3142 code for a protein of 728 amino acids. The record is from RefSeq and is a predicted model, not a curated record. Lineage: Eukaryota; Metazoa; Arthropoda; Insecta; Hemiptera; Adelgidae.